This is a messenger RNA of Bufo gargarizans (Asiatic toad), 2709 nucleotides long. It is a transcript of the gene PRSS16, whose product is annotated as serine protease 16. The transcript is spliced from 12 exons. Gene Ontology annotation, biological process: proteolysis. The coding region runs from base 84 to 1589 and encodes 501 amino acids. NCBI's taxonomy places the organism in Eukaryota, Metazoa, Chordata, Amphibia, Anura, Bufonidae. Gene Ontology annotation, molecular function: dipeptidyl-peptidase activity; serine-type exopeptidase activity. Gene Ontology annotation, cellular component: lysosome; endosome. The record is from RefSeq and is a predicted model, not a curated record.
GUCAUGUGGUGGAGGAGUCAUGUGACUGAGGCAGUGCAGGCUGCUGCCAGGAGGAAGCUGGACUGUCUGCCUGCUGUCCUGCCAUGAUCGCCCUGCAGCUGCUUCUUCUCUGUGUCCUGCUCCUGGCAGGGGCGGACGGAGCCUGGAACCAAAGACAGAUCCGGAAAAAAAUCCACCAUCUGCGGCAGGUUCAGAACUUCAAAUCCUUCUACAGUCGUCUUGGGUUUCCAAAGGGAGCCCCCCUCUACGUGCCCCCGGUGGAAGGCUAUAUCACACAGCCCCUUGACCACUUCAACAGGAGGAACAAUGAUACGUAUAGACAGAGGUACUGGAUAAAUGAAGAAUUUUGGAAACGCCCUGAUGGACCGGUCUUCCUGUUUAUUGGAGGAGAGGGUGCAGAGUCUGAAUUCUCGGUCUUGGCAGGCGAGCACGUUGAGUUGGCUCAGAAACAUCAAGCGCUCCUGGUGUCCCUUGAGCAUCGUUAUUAUGGAGCUAGCAUCAAUCAAGAUGGAUUGACCCUGGAAGCAAUAAGGUUCCUGUCCAGUCAGCAGGCGCUCGCAGACCUGGCCUCCUUCCAUCUCUUCGUCUCUCAGAAAUAUAACUUGACUCAGAAGAACACUUGGAUUUGCUUUGGAGGCUCCUACCCUGGAUCCCUUUCUGCUUGGUUUAGACUGAAGUUCCCACAUUUGGUGUAUGCAGCUGUGGCCUCCUCUGCCCCGGUCAGAGCAGAACUGGACUUCACCGAUUACAACAAGGUGGUGGCCCAGAGCUUGUCCGAUCCAGUCAUUGGAGGAUCAGCCAAGUGUCUGGACAGAGUGAGGGAGAGUUUCCAAGAAGUGGACUCCAUCCUUCACACGUGGAACGUCUCGAAACUCGAGAAAGACUUCUCGUCCUGUUCGCCUCUGCAAGCCCCCGAUGAUUACGCAGAAUUUGUCAGCAACCUGGCGGAUAUAUUUAUGGGAGCCGUGCAAUACAACAUGGAGACGCCGGGCAGCGAUGUGAGGAAGAUCUGUGAGCGCCUAGUCGGUGCAGAAUCGGCAUACGAAGGGCUGAGACUUGUCAAUUCAGUGUACAUGGAUUACAUAGGACUGCAGUGCGUGGAAAACUCGCAUGAGAAGUCCUUGGCGGACCUGAGAAAUACAAAGAUAAAUCCGGUGGGAGUUGGGGAACGUCAGUGGUAUUACCAGACGUGCACAGAGUUUGGCUACUAUCAGACUUGUGAGGACAGUUCUUGUCCAUUCUCCCCACUCAUAUCCCUGAAGUCUCAGGUGGAUCUCUGCACAGAAAUCUUCCAGAUCCCGGCAGAGUCCGUCCGUCAGUCGGUCAAAUUCACCAAUGAAUUCUAUGGAGCCGAUCAUCCCAAGUCCAGCAGAAUAAUCUUUGUUAAUGGUGACAUAGACCCCUGGCACGCCCUCAGCGUGUUGAAGAACCAGUCUCGCUCGGAAAUCGCCAUCUUUAUCAACGGGACUGCCCACUGUGCAAACAUGGGCCCUUCUCGCAGCACCGAUCCUCCAUCCCUGCAGAAAGCUCGAGAGGAAAUUGCCAGUAAAAUUGGCGAAUGGCUACAAAGCGCUUGGAGGACAGAGUGACGUUCAAAUACCCCAAAAUGUUUUAAAAAUCACUGGAAAAAAAAAAAAAGUCUAUGUGGAUUUUAACCAAUGCAAGCAACGCUAGUGGCUGCCGUCUAUAAUGCGAGGAGACAAUGUGCAAUGCGGCUGAAAAUGAUUUUGUCAUUUCUAGAAUAAAAGGAUUUGUCCACCAUUGCUGCAAUUCAUCUAAAAAUUUUUAAAAAAGAAAAUGAUUUGUGUAUAGUCUUGAUAAAAAAAAAAUCUCCUACUGUUUGGUGUCUACAGCUGUAAUUCAGACCUAUGUGUAUCCAUGGUUACAGACUACAAACGCUGUGUAGUCUGACCCUGCAGUGCUAACGUACGUUUGGUAGGUUAGGUUAGGUUAGCUAGAAUGGCUGACCUCAGACUACGCAGGGUUUGUAGUCUGUAACCAUGGAGACACAGAGUAGGCUUCAAAGAGUAGGCGAGGUUUAAGAUAAAUUUAAUAAAUGACCCCCUAUGUGUCAAGUUUCUUUUAAAUUGUAGAUGCAUUGGAGCAAUAAACGAGGGACUUGUAAGGAAAUUGUUCUCAGGUUUAUUUUUUUAUUCUUACACAGAUAUUAAAGGAGUUGUCCAGCUGGUGAUUUAAAAAAAUAAUAAUUUGUAAACAAUUUUAAAGGGUCAGAACGGCAUAAAAAAAAGUAAUGCUCGCGUCAAACCCCCAUUUUGGCGCUGCCCUGGUCCCCCGCCGGUCUCUAUGCUUUGGCCUGACCCCUAUUCACACACAGGAAAUGACUGCUCAGGCAAUCGCUGGCUGCAGCAGUGACUCACCUCAGUCAGUGAUUGGCUGAGCAGUCAUUUCCUGUGCGUGGACGGCGACCAGGAAGUAAAGAUCAGCGGCCAACCGGGAAACAGUGUCAGGGAUUGGUCAAAAAUCACUUUAUUUUUAAUGUCUUUCUGACCCUUUAAAAUAAAUUAUCGGCCGGGAAUCCCCUUUAAGGAGUUUAGGCGCGGAUAACGGGCUGAGUGACCACCAAAGGUAUUUUACAUUUUGUAUUUUUCUAUGGUUUUAUAUACAUAAAAAUCUAUUAUGUGCCAACCUGUGAUGAUCAAUUUUGUAAUUUUUGUUCUUUGUUCUCAAAAUAAAUUAUUCCAAUAUUGA